This is a messenger RNA of Saccoglossus kowalevskii, 2897 nucleotides long. RefSeq names its product E3 ubiquitin-protein ligase BRE1A-like. Gene Ontology annotation, molecular function: ubiquitin protein ligase activity; metal ion binding. Gene Ontology annotation, cellular component: nucleus; HULC complex. Lineage: Eukaryota; Metazoa; Hemichordata; Enteropneusta; Harrimaniidae. The record is from RefSeq and is a predicted model, not a curated record.
CCAUCUUUGCUACGAGCAGCAAACCACAAGAUCACUAUGGCGACCAAGAGACCAGCAAGUGAGAUGGAACAGUCUACAUCCUCUUCAACACCUCCAACGAAGAAGACAUUAUUUGACCCUGUGCAGUUGGGAUCUGUAUCAUCCCAGGAAGAAAUGGACAUCAAAGUAUUGAAAUUUCAAAACAAGAAACUUGCAGAUCGGUUAGAAUUGCGAAAAACUGUGGAGGAAGAUUUAAGAGAUCGAAUUCAGAGAUUAGAACGGAGACAAGGAAAUGAUGAAGCAGUGUUAUGUUUACUCAAUAGAUAUUGGUCUCAGCUUGAUGAAGACAUUGGUGUGCUACUCAAAAGGUUUGAUGACCACAGUCAGGAGGUCACGUCAGAGACAACAGAGGAGAAAUUAAAUAUUGAAGGAGAGUCAAACUCUGAGAAAACAGAAAAUGAAAUUGAGUCAAGUGCCAGUGAUGAGGAAAGUAAAGACAAACUAACAAAAGAAAAUGAAGCUGUAGUAUCAUUUAUAACGCUGUUGUCUAGUAGCGAAUCUGAUGAAAUUGAACAGCAGUUGCAGCAGAGGUCAACUUUCUCCAAAGAAUCAAUAGCCAAGCUUAUUAAAGUUUUUGAUGAUGUUCAACAAAAAAACGAACAAUUAUCGGUAUCAAUACAAAAUAAUGAAUUACUAGAUUCUUCAGUGAAAUCAAUCAAUUUAGAUUUGCAAACAGAAAAUAAAGGCUUGCGGUCGUUAGUAACAUCACUACAAGAAAAACAUCAUACAUCUUCAUUAACGUUUGCUGAACAAACAGAUAAAUUACACGCAGCAGACACCAAGUGUGCAGAGCUGAUUAACCAGGUGGAUAAUUUACAGUAUGAUUUGGACAAAGCACACCAGAGAGCAGAUAAGCUAGAAAAUCUACUGAGUGAAGCUUUGUCAAAACUAAAAAUGUACAAAGAUGCAGAGAGCAGCGGCGCUGGCGGUGUUUCUGUGUCUCAGGGCAAGCUUGAAGAGAUGAAUUCUCAGUUGAAUGUGCAGACAGAGCUAGCGUCUAACAGACUAGCAGAACUAGAGAAAGUACAAGACAAAUAUCAAGAGAGCAUUAAGGAAGCAGAAAAACUCAAAAUGGAUUUACAGCAUAUUCCUGAAGAGGUGAUCAUGGAGACCCCAGAGUACAAAAAUCUACAGUCUCAGUUUUCAGUGCUUUAUAAUGAGGCUCUGCAAAUGAAAGCUCAAUUAGACGAUACAAGGACUUUACUGCAAUCAACCAAGAACUCACAUCUUAGACAAGUGGAACAGAUGGAGAGUGAUGAACUAUCGUGUCAAAAGAAAUUGAGAACCGAAGUGAUACAGCUGGAAGAUACCCUGGCACAAGUACGGAAAGAGUAUGAAAUGUUGAGGAUCGAAUUUGAACAGACAAUAGCAGCCAAUGAGCAGGCAGGUCCUAUCAAUCGUGAAAUGCGGCACGUUAUUACCAGUCUUCAGACGCAUAAUCAACAGUUGAAAGCUGAAGUGGUUCGGUACAAGAAGAAACUUAGAGAGGCUAAUGCUGAGAUACAUAAGUUGAGAAUGGAAGCAGCUGCCAAUGAGAAGAGAGAUGCAUCACAUGACAAGGAACAUCCAAUGGCCAGAAAAGAUGCUGGAACACACCAUGUAGACGAUAAAAGAAAUUUUAAGGAGAAAGACAAAGAGGGUGGCGACAAAGAGAAGCGAGAUGAGAAAGAUAAAGUUGACAAGAAAAGUUCCAAUGAAAAAUCACAAGAGAGUCAAAGGGAAAUGAAGUUACUUCUAGACAUGUACAAGGGUGUAGCAAAAGAACAACGGGACAAAGUGCAACUCAUGGCAGCUGAAAAGAAAGCUAGGGACAGUGUGGAAGAAAUAAAACAACGACUGAGGCACAUGGAGGAGAGAGAACGACAGGAGAGUAAAAAAUUAGCUGAUGAAGAAGCUAUACGAAAAAUCCGAAAUUUAGAAGAGCACAUUCAAGAAUUACAAAAGAAACUUACAGCAACUAAACAGGAAGAAGAGGCAUUAUUAUCUGAGAUGGACGUUACAGGUCAAGCAUUUGAAGACAUGCAAGAACAAAAUGUUAGACUUUUACAGCAACUUAGAGAGAAAGAUGACGCCUAUUUCAAACUUAUGUCAGAGCGUAUAAAGUCAAACCAGAUACACAAACUUCUUCGAGAAGAAAAGGACGUCUUAGCUGACCAAGUAACGACACUUCAGACACAAGUGGAAGCUCAGAAUCAAGUAGUGAGAAAAUUGGAAGAAAAAGAACGAAUAUUGCAUAACAGUGUAACAACUAUGGAAAAAGAAAUGAAUCUUAGACAACAAGCAUUAGAACAUAACAAAAGAAAGGCUUUGGAGUUAUCGCAAACAGGAACAGAUUCAAAGAAACUUUUGGAUAGGUAUCAGAACCAAGUUGUUACAUUACAAGCUAAAGUUGUAGAUAAAGCAAGUGAAGUUGAACAACAAGCACAUAAAUACAAGAGAUGUCAGGAAGAAAUAGAAAAUUUGAGAAGGAAGCUUGAAAGAGCACGACGAAUAGAAUUAGCUGGCAGUGCUGAUGAGAUAUUACUUGAAGAAAACAAAACUUAUAAGACUCAACUCACAUGUCCAUGUUGUAAUGUGAAACGAAAAGACACUGUAUUGACCAAAUGUUUUCAUCUCUUCUGUUCUGAGUGCAUUAAAACAAGAUAUGAGACGCGGCAGCGGAAAUGUCCGGAAUGUAACGCUGCGUUUGGUGCUAACGGGUAUCACAGGAUCUAUCUUGGCUAGUUCUCGUCUCCGCAUGCUAGAUCUUUUAUUUUUUAAUUAUAAAUUGUUUUAAAGACAGAUGCCUUAACAUUUUACUUUCUUAUUACUGAAAGAUACAACUCCCAUUAUGCAGUGUCAUAGCAUGUAGUAUUUAU